Bolinopsis microptera is the source of this 2155-nucleotide messenger RNA. Its product is annotated as coadhesin-like. The record is from RefSeq and is a predicted model, not a curated record. Bases 227 to 1777 code for a protein of 516 amino acids. The transcript has 6 exons. NCBI's taxonomy places the organism in Eukaryota, Metazoa, Ctenophora, Tentaculata, Lobata, Bolinopsidae.
CCGGAAAAUAGUGUGCAUUGUGAACCAUUGACACGUGCUUUGACCUUUAACACGUGUUCUGAUUUUUAAAAAUCACAAUAGAUGACAAAACCAUACAUCUACGCACGGAACAGACAGACUUUGAUGAGGUUUGAGAACCAUUUUGAACGUAUAAUUAAGGGAGCUCUGGUAUCAUUUCUCACUAACAAUUUAUCUUUCUCUAUUUCUCUAUUCGCCAUCACCGAGGAUGAGGAACGCACUCUUGCUCCUGUUGGUUAUCCUAACACUCUGCAAGACGGUAGAUGCUAGAAAUAAACAUAAGAAGAAGCCUUCGCCAGAAAAAGCGUGCCAGCACCAUUUCAAAAAGUACGAUAACUGUUUGAAGAAAGGGUACGUUUCGACACUAGGAUGCAAGUACAGCACAAAGAAACCAAUGAAAGGCAAAAAACACAAACAUUGUGCCAAGUUGGAGAAAAAAGCAAAGAAUUGUGGUAAAAGUUGCGCAAUUGAUGGCGGGUGGACUGAUUUCGGUGGUUGGUCUGAUUGCUCUGCGAAAUGUGGUGGAGGAUCUCAGGAUAGGAUGAGGUCCUGCGAUAGCCCUGCACCUAAAAAUGGCGGAGCUGAAUGCCAGGGAGAUGAUUCAGAAAGCCAGGAUUGUAACACACAAGGAUGUCCAGUUGAUGGUGGGUGGACUGACUUCGGAAGUUGGACUGAUUGCUCUGCAGAAUGUGGUGGAGGAUCUCAGGAAAGGAAGAGGUCCUGCGUUAGCCCUGCACCUGAAAAUGGCGGAGCUGAUUGCCAGGGAGAUGACUCAGAAAGCCAGGAUUGCAACACACAAGGAUGUCCAGUUGAUGGUGGGUGGACUGACUUCGGAAGUUGGACUGAUUGCUCUGCAGAAUGUGGUGGAGGAUCUCAGGAAAGGAAGAGGUCCUGCGUUAGCCCUGCACCUGAAAAUGGCGGAGCUGAUUGCCAGGGAGAUGACUCAGAAAGCCAGGAUUGCAACACACAAGGAUGUCCAGUUGAUGGUGGGUGGACUGACUUCGGUGGUUGGUCUGAUUGCUCUGCAGAAUGUGGCGGAGGAUCUCAGGAUAGGAUGAGGUCAUGCGAUAGCCCUGCACCUGAAAAUGGCGGAGCUGAAUGCCAGGGAGGUGACGUAGAAAUCCAGGCUUGCAACAUACAAGGCUGUCCAGUUGAUGGUGGGUGGACUGACUUCGGAAGUUGGACUCACUGCACUGUUGAAUGUGGUGGAGGAACUAUGACGAAGUACAGGACCUGCGAAAACCCAGCGCCAGAAAAUGGUGGAGCAGAAUGCCAGGGAGAAGAAUCAAAAUCGAUCGGGUGCCACGAAUAUGCUUGUGAAUCAGAUAUUGGAUGUUGGCCCAAAGAGAUAGGGCAAAUAAAGGAUACGCGUACGAAGGAUCUCAAUCAAAGACUAAAUCGGGCUAUACUUGUCAGGAGUGGUCUAGCCAAUCCCCUCACAGACAUAUGUACACUGCUUUUCAUUAUCCAGGCAAAGGAUUGGAUCACAACUACUGUAGGAACCCAGCAGAAAAGUACCAUGAAACAUGGUGUUACACGACCGAUCCUAGCAAACGAUGGGACUGGUGUGUGGUCCCAGAUUGCGCCGAAGAACUUAAGUUCAUCAGCGCCACACAAAAAACCACCGGUUGGGGUGGGGUUGCAAAAUUGGCUAUUGACGGUAAUACUAACGGCUUCUAUUCCUCCAAGACAUGUACCCACUCUUCCGACCAUGAACAAAACUGGUGGAACGGUAAGCUAUCUGAGAGAGCUUCAGUGAGUAAGGUCAUUAUUCACAACAGACUCGACUGUCAGCAAUAGAAUCAAUAAUGUCCAGGUAUAUGUAGCGGGCACAUACUGCGGGGCGAUUACUUAUGAAACUGGCAAGGUUGUAUACGAAGUGGACUGUGGAGGUGCUAUAGGGGAUUACAUAAAGGUAACACAGAACGGUGAUUAUCUGACACUUUGUGAGGUUCAGGCUAUUGGAGUUUCCUCACCCAACCAGUGAGGAGUCCAGGAGUUGGAACACUGAUAUCUGUUUGGAGGUUGAUUUUGAGUAUAUUUUAGUUUGUUUCGACUUGAAAUUUCAUUUAAGUAUUACCAGUAGCUCUUUCUUGUUUGGUAGAUUUCUGUUUCCUGUUUUCAAUUGUUUCAAAAA